This is a messenger RNA of Paramecium sonneborni, 1758 nucleotides long. NCBI's taxonomy places the organism in Eukaryota, Ciliophora, Oligohymenophorea, Peniculida, Parameciidae. The record is from the annotation of a GenBank genome assembly.
AUGAACAACAAUAGCAACACUAAAUUGGAUAUUCUUCCAAAAUUGAUAACUUCUUAUCAUAAACUUCUUGAACCAACUUACUUAAAGAAUACCCAAAUGAAAGUUAACUUAAAUGAAAGCAAAUUGUUACCUAUAAUUUAGAGGAGUUCCAUGAUGUAGCCUAACGUGAGUUCUAAAUAAUUAAUUGUAUAAAGUAAAAUAGAAAUAAAUUAUAGGAUUGAUAAGCAAUUUAGACUUUAGUUCCAGACAUUUUGGUGCUGCUUGUGAUAGAGGCUUUUAAGGUCUGUCAAAAUAUCACUAUUCCCAAAAAUUUGGUCAUUCAGCUGCUAAAUUAGAGCCACUUAACAGAAACAUUAUAGCUGAACUUACAGAUACAGAAGAUGCUGAAGAAAUUCCAAAAGAUGAAAGAACUUAUUACAAAAGAAUAUAUAAAUUUAAGAACAUGCCAAUUUUAGCAUUAAUUAAAUCUUUUGAAAUUGAAUGGAUAAGAGAUUUUGAAGAUGAAGUAAACAAAAAAUCUACAAAAUCCUUACAAUUAAGCUUUUAAACUGCCCUUGCAAUAUUUAAUACAUUUCCAGAUCCAUUAGAAUUUUUUCAAAAAAAUCUUUAAUUGCUAGAAAGAAGUUCUGUUGCCUUAAAAUAAAAAGGACUGACUUAAUUAAAAUAUAGAGUAAAGAAUUUUGAAUAAGAAGAAUUUUAGAGAUUGAUAAUCAUUAAAAAUUAAUCAGGUUUAGGAUUCUUUAGAAUUAAUUUUCCAACUAUUUAAUUAUAUUAAUAAGAAUACUCUCAUAAUUAAACUAUUGAUUUAUCACCUAUUAGAUUAUAUGAAAUUGUAAAAAAUAAUUUUUUUGAAAUGGCAACAAUAGUUGAAUAAUUUGAUAUGGAAAAAUUUUAAUUAUAUUUAUCAGAUUAAGAAAAUAAAGGAAUCCUACAAUAAUUAGAUGAACCAUAGAUUAAAUCAAAUAAUAAUAUAAUAAAGAUUGAAGAUAAAUAAUCUUAAUAACAAGAUUUAGAAUUAAAAUCUUAAAAAUAAAUUUAAAAUACUGAGGAAUAAAAUUAAGUAUAAUAAGAAUUACUAUAAAAAUUAGAAUAAGAAUAAAUAAAAUAGUAAGAAUAAGUUUUAAUUUGUAAUACUGUGAAUACUGAACUUACUAUUAUAAUAAUUGAUGGUAUUAAUAUACAUUUUAAUAUAGAAAAACAAGAAUUUCUUGAGAAGAUUCUAUAAAAGAGAUGGAUCAAAAAAGUUGUUCCAAAAAAUAAUAUAUAUUACACAGUUGAUUUUUUACCAUUUUAAAUUUUAGUGAGAGAAAAAAGAUCAUAAAAAAUUAUAAAAAUGUAUUCUCCAUCUUUAAAAGAGUUGGAUUUUAUAUUUCUACAAUUAAAUCACAAAAGCCUACUUCAAAUAUUGAAUGAUUAAGUCUAGAUUACUUUUGACAUGCCUCCAGAAGCAUUUGAUUAUAAAGAUUUUAAAAAAGGAACUAAAAUAUCAUUUUUGAUAGGUGAAAUUACAGAAACACCUCUAGAAGUGACAGAAGAAUAAAUCAAUAAUGGUUUAUUAAAUUCAUGGACUAAAGAUAUAGAAGUGAAUAACAAGGAUUUGUAAAUUAUAAUAGAGUACAAGAUUUGAAUAAAUUUAGACCUUGUAUGCUCGAAAUCUACAAUCAACUUACAUCCAGUACAAUUAAAAGAUCCUGCACUUCAAAAGAACUAACACAUAUUUUAGAAAAAAGAUAUUCAAUUGGAUUUAGAUUAAUAUGA